CAUUUUAGGACAUACAGACCUAAAAUGGGCAGGGAGAUUUUUCCCGGUGCAAACUCCCUAUAAAACCCCGGGUUCACGUGAAGCUGUGAUGUCACACUUUAAGUUCGAAGAGGUACGCAUCGUGUCGUUUUCCGCUCCAGGAUACAUUCCAAGCCAGCAGCUAUGGCCUUCCAGUCCAAUGUGAUCAGCUCCCAGCCCCAGGUCUCCGUCACCAGCUACUCUGUGACUUCAGGCUCCACCGACUGGAGCUCCAAUUCCUGUGACUGCUUUGAAGACUGUGGAAUAUGUCUUUGUGCCACCUUCAUACCUUGUAUCCUGGCCAUUCAAGUGGCGCAGGACAACGGGGACAGCUGCUGCGUGCCCUUCCUCCCCGGGGCCAUGAUCGCCCUGAGGACCAGCAUGCGUGGCCGCUACCGCAUUAGCGGCUCAGUGUGUGAUGACUGGGUGGUGAUGGCCUGCCUGCCCCUCUGUGGACUGUGCCAGAUGGCACGGGAGCAGAAGAUGAGAGGAUGAUUCAACUCAAGGGAUUAAAAGUCACUGUGCUAUUCUUGUUAGUAACAGAGCAGAAAGAGUUGAUAAGGCAUGUUCUCUUGGUCCCGACAGCCUUUCUGUUUUCUCUAAAGACUCAGUCUUUAAUUAAACUAAUCGAUUCAUGUAAUGUUAAUAAUUAAUGAGUUUUUUUUGUGAUUCAUUCUUUUUGAGUAAAUAAAUAAAACAUCUAAAGAGAAUGAUAAUUCUGUUAUAAUAUCUUGAAUGUCAUUUGAUAUAAAAAAAAAAAAUGUUUAUUUAUUUUGGACCUUUGGAUAAUUUCUUCAGAUGAAAAGCUUUGUUUGCAGAACAGAAAAAUGGAAACUACACAUCGUAUUCUGUGAAUAAAGGAGCUGUGUGAUAA
Gadus macrocephalus (Pacific cod) is the source of this 892-nucleotide messenger RNA. RefSeq names its product cornifelin (gene cnfn). The transcript has 4 exons. The coding region runs from base 163 to 513 and encodes 116 amino acids. Lineage: Eukaryota; Metazoa; Chordata; Actinopteri; Gadiformes; Gadidae. The record is from RefSeq and is a predicted model, not a curated record. Gene Ontology annotation, cellular component: cornified envelope.